Molecule: messenger RNA, 2157 nt
Organism: Nematostella vectensis (starlet sea anemone)
Lineage: Eukaryota; Metazoa; Cnidaria; Anthozoa; Actiniaria; Edwardsiidae
Product: neuropeptide FF receptor 2
Exons: 2
Coding region: 672-1883 (403 amino acids)
Biological process (GO): G protein-coupled receptor signaling pathway
Cellular component (GO): membrane
Molecular function (GO): G protein-coupled receptor activity
Source: RefSeq, a predicted model, not a curated record
GCGAUGUUUUAAUAUUAUGGCACCUUCAAAAAUAUUUACGCUGCUAGAUUGCCUUAGCUUUCCUACAUGGUCUUGAACGUGAUUCGGGAUAAAAGGUUUCUGUGAACUGGGUUGGCGGGGUUGACGCAAUUAUUUGCUGCGCUAAUUGUUUUUCGAUUUGUUAUGAUGGGAUGAAAAGAUUAGAGCCUCUGUGAUCAUAAAUUAUAUAAACUGGUCUACUUCAACAAGGAUUAUGCUAUACAGCUUUUAGAUAGACCCCGUUUUGUAUUUAACGUAUAGAAAAUAGGUUUCUUAUGAGGUUUAAAAACGCGGCGGUCUUUUGUGAGAGUGAUAUCAGAUUUGUGGGGUUAUAAAGCAAUCAGAUAAAGUGAUGAAAUUCGCCUCAAACACUGGGAGGCUCCGUCCAUCUUCGCGCGCACUUAGAACACGACUUUAGAAGAACGUUUGAGUGUGUCCAUCACAAGGUAGAAUAACAAUUCAAAUAUUUAAUUAAAGGACUUGAAGGCCAUUGGUUCUCUAGCCUUGUCAUGUAAAAGCCAAAGGAGAAUCAGGAACUUGGUCCCAAAUCGUAGCCACGGUGCUAUAUGUAUACUUUAUUUUACCGAAUACCGGGUUCACCCUGUUGGUCGCGGCGUUGAGAAGGAGAAGAGAGAAAAUGAAUUAAAGUGACGAUGUCUGCGCCACCGACAAACUCAACGAACGCAACGGAGUGUUUUCUAUCCUUGGUGAAGGACCUUCCAUCUAUAGUUGCCAUCAAGAUCUUGGCCUAUUGUAUAGUCUGGGUUGUUUCACUGGUUGGCAACACUCUGGUUAUUCUCGUCGUGUUGCGAAAUGACAACAUGCACACCACCAUCAAUUACUUCAUCGUCAACAUGGCGUGUUCUGACCUCGCGGUGCCGCUCUUCGCUAUUCCCAUACGAGUCACCGAGAAACUCAGAGGCACUGGGGAGUGGUUAGUUGGGGGUGAAGCCGGCAAUGCCUUGUGUAAAAUAUCCUACUUCCUUACAGAUGUCUCCCCGGUGGUCUCUGUGCUCAGUUUGAUCAUUAUCACAGUUGACCGUUUUGCCGCGGUCGUUUUCCCGAUGCGCGCCACUUUGUUUAGUUCUACGGUCAGAGGAACACUUAUUGCGCUCACCUGGAUUAUUGGGAUGGCUGUGUUCGCUCCUUACUUUUACACGUUCCGAGUCCAAGGGAAGGACUGCAUUAGCAGCUGGGAACCAGCCUUUGAGCAGCUGCCGACGCAAAUCGCCUUCGUGUCUGUGAUCUGCGUCAUGUUCAUCAUUGUGCCGUUCAUCACCCUAACAGUGCUUUACACCGUAAUGUCUGCACAGCUAUGGAAAACAUCAAAUCGAGUCGCGUCCAUGCAAACAAGCGAUAUCGCCCGAAACCAACGCCGGAAAAACAUUCGCGUUUUCUAUAUGUCCCUUACGAUAGUAGUGAUCUUUGGCCUGUGUUACGGACCAUAUAACUGCUUUAUGCUAGCGCUGAAUUUCUACUGGCGCUGGGAUACCGAGGAGUGUAGCACUAUGGUACCUAGAGUGUUCUACAUCGCGCAAUUCCUAACGUUCUGUAACUCUGCAGCAAACCCAUUCGUGUAUUUCGUAUUUGUCACCCGUUAUCGACAGGGACUAAAAAAGCUGUGCUCACGUCCCUGCCCAUCUCUUCCGGCCGCAACCCGACAUACCUUCGAAACAAAUUCGUUCUCUCGUCGGGAAGACCUCGUAGCGAGUUCGGUUGCAGAGUUUGACCCGAUACAUGUGACAGCUUACUGUAGUAAGCAAGCAAGUUCAUCCCGAGAUCAGGGAGAUUGCUUUGUUGAGAAUUGUCAGUCAGAGAAGAUGGCGAGAGAAAGUGCUUCUAAAAAGGCUACGAGCAGCUUGUAACGAUACUAAUAAGUAGUAGCAUAGGUAACAAAAUUAGUAGAGUGGUUUUCAAAAACCUGUGAAAUACUAUUUAGUUUAUUCUAAGUACUAAUACACUGUAUUGUCUUUGUUCUUUUUUGUUCUGGUUUGACUAUUACACUUUAACAGUUACAUUUUGUUGCACGGGAUUUUGAAAACCACUCUAAUGAAUGAAACAAAUAAUUAAUAGCAUAGGUAACUAAACUAGCGCUUUCUUGGUGGAAAGAUAGUGAGUAAUGUGUAUCUCUCUAUUCCC